This is a messenger RNA of Cucurbita moschata (crookneck pumpkin), 198 nucleotides long. RefSeq names its product stress-induced protein KIN2-like. The record is from RefSeq and is a predicted model, not a curated record. The transcript has a single exon. The coding region runs from base 1 to 198 and encodes 65 amino acids. NCBI's taxonomy places the organism in Eukaryota, Viridiplantae, Streptophyta, Magnoliopsida, Cucurbitales, Cucurbitaceae.
AUGGAAUCUCAAAAGAUGAGCUUUGAAGCGGGAGAAGCCAAGGGCCAAGCCAAAGAAAAAACGAGCAACCUCAUAGAGAAGGCAAGCGAUACAGCUCAAUCAACCAAAGAGACGGUGCAAGAAGCAGGCCAACAAAUGAUGGCUAAGGCUCAGGGAGCCGUGGAGGCUAUCAAGGACAACACCGGUCUCAACAAAUGA